AUGGUUCUCAAGGUCUAUGGCUUCCCCGUCUCUCUCGCAACAAAGCGUGUCACUCUCAUCCUCAAGGAGCUCAAUGUCCCGUACGAGUUUAUUUUUGUUGAUUUUCCCGCCGGCGCACAUAAGUCCCCGGCCUAUAUGGAGUAUCAGCCCUUCGGUGAAGUUCCGUACAUUGACGACGACGGUUUUAUUCUCUACGAAUCCCGUGCCAUAGGCCGAUACAUCGCUACAAAGUAUGCCUCCCAAGGCCCGAAGACACCGCUUCUCCCUCAGGGUACUACCGAUCUUGUCAAGUACGCAAAGUUCGAGCAGGCAGCGAGCAUGGAGAUGGCCAGCUUUGAUCCGAGUGCGACAAAAGUCGUCUCUGAGAGGGUUGUCAAGCCGAUGUUCGGCGUCAAGACGGACGAAGAAGCCGUCAAGGCCCCCCUUGCUACACUGAACGCGAAGCUCGACGUCUACGAGAAGAUUCUUGGCAAGCAGAAGUAUCUUGCUGGCGACGAUUUGACCCUUGCUGAUCUGUACCACCUUCCGAACGGUCACUUCCUCGACGUUGGUGGCAUCGAUGCACUCACCGUCAGGCCUAACGUCGCGAGGUGGUGGAAGGACAUAUCCUCCCGACCGGCCUGGUUGGCCGUCCUGGAGGAGGUUUCAUCUUACUAACUGUCCAUCAUUUUACCUCGCCCACUCUACCUCUCCCGUGGUCUUGGGUCGUUAUACAGCCCUUCUCUCUUCUAUACAAUGCCUAAGUUACCUGUCCCAUAUGUCGCACCCAUCUCAGCAGCCAUUAUAAUAAUGUCCACUAGUCUCAAACUGUCUUUUCGGCAGAAUGACUCGGAUAUAAAUUUAUUGGAUGAGCGGCACUGAAUUUAUGGUCAACAAGGGCAAUGGCAAGCAGACCG
Messenger RNA from Stereum hirsutum FP-91666 SS1, 896 nucleotides. Its product is annotated as glutathione S-transferase-like protein. The transcript has 5 exons. The record is from RefSeq and is a predicted model, not a curated record. Lineage: Eukaryota; Fungi; Basidiomycota; Agaricomycetes; Russulales; Stereaceae. Gene Ontology annotation, cellular component: cytoplasm. Gene Ontology annotation, molecular function: glutathione binding; glutathione transferase activity. Bases 1 to 657 code for a protein of 218 amino acids.